Mus pahari (shrew mouse) is the source of this 1628-nucleotide messenger RNA. It is a transcript of the gene C1rl, whose product is annotated as complement C1r subcomponent like. The record is from RefSeq and is a predicted model, not a curated record. Gene Ontology annotation, cellular component: blood microparticle. Gene Ontology annotation, molecular function: serine-type endopeptidase activity. The transcript has 6 exons. The coding region runs from base 17 to 1468 and encodes 483 amino acids. NCBI's taxonomy places the organism in Eukaryota, Metazoa, Chordata, Mammalia, Rodentia, Muridae. Gene Ontology annotation, biological process: zymogen activation.
CUCCAGCCAGUUCCAGAUGUCAGGGUUUAGAGGCCUGGUUCCAGAGCUGGAGAGCAGCCUAUGGAGUUCUCCCACCACAAGCUGCAUGAGCAAGAUGUGCUGGUGGCUCCUUUGGGGAAUCCUCCAUACUUGCCCCACCCAGGCCUCUAUGCUUUUGGCCCAGCCGUCACCACAGCAGCUGACAUCCCCCGGAUACCCAGAGCCAUAUCUCAAAGGCCAGGAGAGCCACACUGACAUCGAGGCCCCGGAGGGCUUUGCCGUGAGGCUGACCUUCCAGGACUUUGAUCUGGAGCCAUCCCCAGACUGUGAAGGCGACUCUGUCACAAUUUCAACCGGAGGAAUAGAUGCAACCAGACUGUGUGGGCAGCAAGGUUCCCCUCUGGGGAACCCUCCUGGUCACAGGGAGUUUGUAUCCUCUGGUAGGAGCCUGCGGCUGACCUUCCGGGCACACUCAUCCUCCGAGAAGAUCACACACCUCCACAAAGGCUUCCUGGCUCUCUACCAAGCCGUAGCUGUGAACCAACCCAAUGGGGAUGCCCAGGCCGAUCCCACACCCGGAGCUGACCCUCCCAAGUUUCAGAACCACUGCCAAGAUCCCUAUUAUAAAGCAGAACAGACAGGGACACUUAGCUGCCCAUCCUUGUGGAAGUUGAAGGACAGACAGGAUGGAGAAGAGGUUCCUGAAUGUGUGCCAGUCUGUGGAAGACCAGUCGUCCCCCUUGCUGAGAAUCCAAACACUUUUGGUUCUUCCCGAGCUAAACUGGGCAACUUCCCCUGGCAAGCCUUCACCAGCAUCUAUGGUCGUGGGGGCGGAGCCCUGCUGGGUGACAGAUGGAUCCUGACGGCUGCCCAUACCAUCUACCCCAAGGAUAGCAUCUAUCUCAGAAAGAACCAGAGUGUGGAAGUGUUUCUGGGUCACACAGACAUAGAUGAGCUGCUGAAACUUGGGAACCAUCCUGUCCGUAGGGUCGUGGUUCAUCCAGACUACCGCCAACAUGAGUCCCACAACUUCAAUGGAGAUAUUGCUCUUCUGGAACUUGAGCAGAGAGUCCCUCUGGGGCCCAAUCUCCUCCCAGUCUGUCUGCCGGACAACGAGACCCUCUACCACAGCGGCCUCUGGGGUUACGUCAGUGGGUUUGGUGUGGAGAUGGGCUGGUUAACAACAAAGUUGAAAUACUCAAAGCUGCCUGUAGCUCCCCGGGAGGCCUGUGAAGCCUGGCUCCGCCAGAGGCAGCGAACUGAGGUGUUUUCUGACAAUAUGUUCUGUGUUGGGGAAGAGAUGCAGAUGAGCAGUGUCUGCCAGGGAGACAGUGGCAGCGUCUAUGUGGUGUGGGACGAUCUUGCUCUUCACUGGGUGGCCACGGGCAUUGUAUCCUGGGGCAUCGGGUGUGGCAAGGGGUAUGGCUUCUACACCAAAGUGUUCAGCUACAUGGAUUGGAUUAAGAGGGUGAUUGAAGGUAAAGACUGACGCCAGGGGACCCAAGGAGUGGCCAGCCAGCACUGUGGAGGUCCCAGCUAAGAACGGGCAGGAGUUAAGGAUCCACUUGAAUCCGGGAGACCCCAUUUAAGUAACUGGUUCAGCAGGACAGUGGUGGCGCACGCCUUUAAUCCCAGCACUUGGGAGGCAG